GGGGAUGCCCUAGCGGAAUCAACGAAUAGCGGGAAACAACGCGCAUGACGCAUUGUCAGUAUGAGAAAAUCGAAUGUUUUAAUAUGUGAAUUUUUGAAAAUCGAAUAUGGUUUAAAUUCGAUGCACACUAUUCCACAAUGAAUUGGAAGAGGUGGGCUGCGAGUGAAAGGCCCCAGGUCUCUUCAAAUAGCCAAACAAAAUGAGGCUACUUAAUUGUGAAGAUGCCAAAUAGCGAAGGUUCUGUGGUGGUGUUCAAAUGUGGAUCAUUGCAGCAUGCUCAGGAAAGUAGCAGAUAUGCAGCACAGCAUCUGGACUGAUCAUUACCCUGAGAAAACACCACAUCAAGCUGAGAGUGACAGUUUUGUAAGGCCUAUCCCUAGCAAAACAGAGAGAAUAAAAGGACUCAACAGCUACAGGACACCAGGAGUGCCUGUUACUUGUGCUAAUCUACCCGUGCAAAGUAUCUGAAAGCACUGAGGAUCAUCGAGUUAUCUCUGGUCAUGUUAAGAAAAAUGCUCAAGUGGAUGAUUUCUACACUCAUGGGACUGACCAGAGAUCUACCCACCCAGGUUGUGUCUCUACAGUGGUGAAGAAAAUGUAUGAGUCCUCAAAAGGAUCACCAAUCUGAAAUGGGGGUGAUAGCAGCACGCAGCAAAUCCAUAUCUGCCUUUGAACCAGAGACCAACUCGGGAAAAGAUGCUGAAGCAGUUCAUCCCCGACCAUCAUACUCUGGAUCGAGCUCUGGUUCCAAAGAAAGGCCCAGCAACAAUGGAUGGUGUAACGGGGUACAAGAGAGGUGCAAAAUGGAACAUUGCUACCUACAGAAGAGAUGAAGAGGCCCCAAAUCUUAAAUUAACCGUGGCUCAAAGACAGGAGUUGAAAGGCCUCCCACUUCCCGUUACCCAGCGACUUCCUGUUACCCAGUGUGUGAGUGAACUUGCAGCUCAUCAACGAAUUAAAAUGACCUUUUACAGAAGAAGAGGGGCUGGGAUGGAGCAUGUGACAUAUACUGUGUUUCUUCAGUUCUUAAUCAUCACCACACUAUUUCAAGACUCUGAUGGAAGCUGUUCAGCCUGCAAUGACGACGGAUGUGCAAAAGUGCAGACAAUAUAUGGAUCGAAUGACACCAUAGUGUAUCAGAGAAGUAACCCCAUCGAAAACCUCACAAGUUGUUCCACCACCUCUGCACCACCUCCUCAGAUUCGGAGUUGUGUUUUGUGUCUUGCUGAUAUCAGAGAUAUAACCCUCUUUUGCUCAGACAGCUGGGAAGCAGCUGGGCCGCUCGACUGGGAGGUUGAUGGCAUCCGAUUGAAAAACAUCUUUAUGGUUGACUGCCCAGCCAUGAAGACUGAUCGUGAAACAGAACUUAUCCCUGGUGAUAUUUCUGGUACCCUCAACCCUGGUGGAAUUGCCGUUAUUGUGGUCUGCUGUGCUGGGAUUGGCAUCGUGUCAGUGUCAAUCUGUUUCUAUUAUCGCAAGAUUGAACGCGAUCGUCAAGAGAGGAGGCCUGAAGCUCUGUAGACAACAAAAGUUUGAGGAACAUGCAGCGGAGCAUUUGGGAGAGGAACAGUGAAGCAUUCUACAUUUUCAAACAAACAUGUCUUAUGAGUUGUUAACACUAGUAGAAACUACAAAUUGUAUCGUUUGUGCUGGACACUUCUAGAAGGGGUAAAAGGUUACAAUGAUAGUGCAUGCCUUUAGAAACAUUUUCUUUCCUAUAUGUUUUCCAUAUGCUUUACCUACAGUUGAAGUCGGAAGUUGACCUACACCUUAUCCAAAUACAUUUCAACUCCGUUUUUCACAAUUCCUGACAUUUGAUCCUAGUAAAAAUUCCCUGCCUUAGGUCAGUUAGGAUCACCACUAUUUUAAGAAUGAUGCUGAAUGAAGAAUAAAGUGAUCCUGUAAAUUGAGCUCGGUGCAUUUUAAACCCUGUCAUUUGUAGUUCUAGACAGCUGCCCACAGGGAGAGAUGCAGUCUAGAGGCAUGGUGGAUGCUGUUUGAUGAGAGCACAUGGCUAAUAAAGUUUGAAAGCUGUAAUGGUAAUAAUUCUAAAGACGGACGCCUGCCUUUUGUGCUGCACUGCUUUCCGUUUCUUUGUUUUUCCAAUUUUAACUGUUUUUUAAAAGUAAACAGUGAUUGAUAAGAAUAGUAAAGAAAUCACAAAAGAAUAAGAGAAUAUUCUGGAACUUGUGAUUGCAAACAGUUUUUGUGGAUAAAACCAUGCUUGUCUUUUUUUAAAUUGAACCUUUAUUUUAACAGGGAGUCACAUUGAGAUUAAAAUCUCUUUUACAAGAGAGCCCUGUACAUAUUACAAUAAAAACAGAAUAUUAAAACAAUUCAGCACACAAUUAACAAAAAUAAACAUUUUAAUAAAAACAAUCACAUUUAACUACA
Molecule: messenger RNA, 2394 nt
Organism: Oncorhynchus keta (chum salmon)
Lineage: Eukaryota; Metazoa; Chordata; Actinopteri; Salmoniformes; Salmonidae
Exons: 10
Coding region: 697-1521 (274 amino acids)
Source: RefSeq, a predicted model, not a curated record